Messenger RNA from Arctia plantaginis, 444 nucleotides. Lineage: Eukaryota; Metazoa; Arthropoda; Insecta; Lepidoptera; Erebidae. The record is from the annotation of a GenBank genome assembly.
AUGGCUCCCGGUAUACACCCACCAUGCACUCCGACCUCAUCGUGUACACCUCAACGAUGUCAUCCUACACCACCACCAUGCCCGAAACCAGAAAAAUGCCUGGAAAGAUCCUCAAAAAAGGGGUCAAAGCCGUGCCCGAGUGCGGUCUCCAUAUUGGCAACAAAGUCAAAAUUAAAAUGUAGUGAUUGUAGCAAGUGUGGUGGGAGGACGAAUGUCAAGAACCAAAACAAAAUAAUAAAAAAGUAUCUCAAAACAAAAAGGAAAGAAUCCAAAUUGAAGGCAGAGGAUAGUCGAUCCGGCACCCAUCGCUACGAAGAUUAUUUGAAAAAGAAGAAAGGCUCAGCGAGAUAUGCAGAUCCGUGUUGUCAAGGCAAGGGCCAUAGAGGCGUGUUAGACGCUAAAAAAACGCCCAGAUCUAGGGGCAAGAAAUGUGUAAUUUUGUAG